AUGGCAGCGUCACCUUCGUCCUUACGAGUCUACAGAGGGAUACUUAAAGAACUGCGAGCGAUGCAAGGACAAAAUUACAAACAGUCACUGGCGUACAAUUACAUUACGGAUCAGUUUCGGAAAAAUCAGGUGACAGGAGAGAGAUACUGCCGCGCCCAGCAGGAGGCGCUCCAUGCCUCUCAAACAUACAUGUGUCUGCUGGCAUCCUCCAGGAACCACCAAGCCCUGCAUAACCUUUACCAUGGAAAGGGAGAGCGUGGCGCAGAGGAGGUGGCGGGCUUGGUGGGGCUCAGGUUGCCUACUCAGCCCGGAGGCAAAGGCUGGGAGAAAUGA
Nerophis lumbriciformis (worm pipefish) is the source of this 333-nucleotide messenger RNA. Lineage: Eukaryota; Metazoa; Chordata; Actinopteri; Syngnathiformes; Syngnathidae. The record is from RefSeq and is a predicted model, not a curated record.